AUGUCCGGCUCAGAUAACAGGAGGCUACAGAGCGAGGUGACUAAACUGGUGCGGAUUCUUCAGGAGCUUGGUUAUCCAGCAAGAUCCCUGGGCCCCCUUCAAGACAAUCUUUUGCCCCCGAACAGGUUCGAAUUCACCUCACUUGCCUUGUUGACCCUAAUCCGAUGGCUAGAAACAGAUUCCCUUCCAAUCUACACUUCGUUUCUUUGCGAGUAUGUCGUAGACCCGAGAACGAUUCCGGAUCAGACGGUUAUUUACUUAAUGUACAACGCUCUCAUCGAUAUCCUUCACUAUGAGCCGAAGCUGUCUGCAGAGGCCUUUCUAGAUAAGAUAGGCGGUACCAUAACUGGUGAGCUGCGAGAUCUCCAUUACUAUCGCGUACGAACGGUGAGAAUCUUUGCUAAACUCUUACAUGAUCUUCAGCUAAGAUGGAUUAGGCACUCCUCAGAACGUAUGCGCGGAACAGACGGUUUUAUCGUUUUGCUCCCUCCGUCCUUGAAGCCGCAAAUGCCUUAUGUAGCUCAACGCUGGACCUCUCACCCGGCGGUCAUCAUGCAUCAGCCAGAGAAUGCAGCAUAUCGAGGCAUUGUUUCGGAGACUCCGGCAGAUAUGCCUAGAAUUCAUCGCGCCCCAUCUUUUCCUGGCCUACAACCUCACUAUUAUCCUGAUCCAGCACAUAAUGCAUCACAUCAAAUUAACCAUCUCGUUGAUAUUACUCGCAAUGCCGUAGCUGCUCACUCCCAUCCCUCGUCUUUUGACGUGGCUGUUGGCAUGGACAAGCUCCCCGGUGACAUUCAAAGACGCCUCCACAGUCAGUUUUCUAGUCAGUCAAGGAAGCAUAAGAGACACCAUUCAAGCAGAUCUUCAUCACGGAAGAACGAGUUGGCUAGGAGAGAAGCCAGAACUCGCUCUAGCCAGGCAGGCCGUCAUCGUAGACGUGCAUCGUCAACCUCUUCUACCUCGGUCUAUUCGUACAGCAGUAGCUAUUCCUCAACCAAAUACUACGAUGAUUCAGACGCAUAUUCUACCUACUCUGAUUCAGUAGUGGAAGAAGCAGAUGAAGAAAGGCGCACAACAUCAAGAAAGAGAUCUCACUCACAGGGGAGGAUGUCAACAAGGACGAACCAUAAAGUUAGCAGCUCACAACGAAGGUCAAAGAGGGAGUCUACCAGUCACUCAAAAAGGUCUCGUGGCCAAUCUGCCCGACACCGACGCAGGCCUUCCUCCGCCACAAGAUCUAGGUCAGCAAAGUCAAAACCUGCAGACAAGGUGCACAGUGAUUCCUUUAUUGCAAAGGACGCGCACCAAAGAAGCAUUUAUGAGCCCAAAGAAAAGCCUCUUUCUCCCAGAAAUCUUAAUGCAUCGAAUCAAGCUUCAGUCAAUGUUCCGUCUGGACACCAAACCCUUAAUACUGGCAUGGAUUCAAAAAGUCAAGAGGAAUAUAUGUCAGAUCGUGAGCUACUUCUUCAAUUGGGCAGAGCCACAGCCAAAAAGUAUGUGACUUCCGGCGGAGAAUUCUACGACACGACUAGGCAAACACCCACUUCCUUGCAGCAAAUGUCUGAGUUUCCUGCCUCAAACUCUGACCCUACUCAGUUGCAUGUAGAUCUAUCGCGUUACUCUGUUAAAGACAAGAGUAUUCUUGCAAACACAGCAAUUGAUAAUGCAGAUCUUCAGAUCAAUCAUCUCAAUGCCGUUCCGCUGCCACCGCGCGCUGGGCCCUUCUCUGCCGGUCCGCCAACUCUUCCUGCAGUCCCGGUAACCAGCUCCUAUCCACCGAGCUGCCAUCCGUCCAUUAAUCCGGUAUAUAAUGAACCUUCCUAUAACAUACAAGCAGCGUGUCCUGCCACACCUCUUUACAUUAAUCCUCAAAGAGAAACUGGAGCAGAAUCUGUUGGAACGAGCGCUGCUAAUAUGCCCACGUAUAAUUUCCCGAAGGAUGGAGUAUACGUCCCUGGAUAUCCUUAUAUUGUUCCGACUGAAUUUGGUGAUGCGCCCUCAAGAGAGCCCUACAGUGAUGCAGAAGCUUCUGCUCUGCCAGCGUCGUUUGUUAUGGCACAGAGACAUGUCGAAAGCACCCCAAUCAUGAGUAACGGACAAGACCUGAGGCCACUCCUAGAUAAGCACCCAGACCCUAUGAUGGAGUACAUGAUAGAAGCAGAGAUCAGACGUGCAGAAUCAGACCCGCGGCAAUUAGAGGAAAUAAACAAUCUAGCACAAGAAGACAAUUAUCGGAAGAGCGUUACAUCAAGAACAACCACUCUUCCAUUGCCCUCCACGUCGACAUCAGUAGCUCUGAACAGCGACCAUCCCACCUCAGUUCCUGCUACUUCUCUGCCAACACCAUCCUAUUCUGGCUCUGCGCACAUGGGAAGGAUAGAUUCUCGCACCAAUGAGCUUCUGCCAGCCCCAUCAGUAACCAACAGCAACACUGUCGUUAGCGCUCGUGACGGAGCGUCCAGCCUGCCUCCGCCAACGACCACAAACUCAGGUAUCUCCACAGCUCCCCUGAGAUAUCCUACGAGUACUACUGUUGAGACGCUCGAUGAUUACACUGGGCUCGUGAAGCAUGCCCUCCAGAACACCCCAUCCACUGCACCGUCACAUCCAACCACCUCUGGAUCCCACACUUCUCAGAGUUUUUAUGACAACUUGACUAGCUAUUCUGGGAAAGAGCUAUCUAGUAGCUUUAGGGAGCGUAUAAACAAACUAACCAGGGAAUCCAGUUCAACGCCAGAGACGGCGUCCGUUUCAGCUAGAGAAGCGAUUCCAACAAGAACAGUGGCCUCUUUGAAUAACAGAAUACUGGUAACCAAUGGCCUCCCUGGAGUAUCCUCCACUCCCACAGCGACAGCAGCAGUUCCAUUAAUGGUCAACAAAUAUGGACAGGUCCAGGUCAAUCCAGAUAUAGUCUUUCCGGAGAUACCGGCUUCAGAGCGCCACAAACCAGAGUACAGAGCAGCUAUUGAAGCAGAGGCCCUGCGACAAACACAUGCUAUCGUCCCAGAUACAGCCAAGUAUCACUCGGUAGGCGAUCUUACUGAAGACGAUCUUAAAAAGAGUGGCAUUGCGUACAUCAGGGAGUCGUCUACCACUUCUGGCUCUUCCAGUAUCCCAGAGUGUGUGAUUGGACACUUGGUAGGAGGAGGAAGUCGCUCUACCCUGUCGAUGACCAAACCCACAGUUAACAUAGAAGCUCCAGAGGUGGCUCUACAAGAGACGUUGACUGCUGGCGACAAAUCAUUCCACAAGACCAGUAGACAAGAUUAUCCAGAUCCUUACUCUGUGCCAAAACCGUUCAAUAAUCUACCCACUGCUAAUGUCUCUGCUGUGCCGUCCACAUCUCGCUCGUUGUACACACAUAGUGUCAGCAUUCCAGAGUCCAUCCCGUUAGGUGGAAAUAUUAAGACUGCCAUCGAAGCGAUAACUGAUCGAGUUGAACACGUACAGUCAGAGCUUACAGCGGCAACGGCGGCAACUGCAGCAAUAAUUGGAUCACACAAUGGUGUUGGUGGUAGCAGUAGUAGUAGUGCAAGCGUUGCCUCAAUCCGACAGCCUUAUGACUUGUCCAAGACUAGCACUGGUGCACGGGGAUCCAGACGUGAUGAUACACCAGUGACGAGUGGUCCGAGGGGAGAUAGCGUGCUGAGUAGUAUGAACACAAUGUCCACAAAAAGCGUUCGCUUUGCUGGCCAGGACACAACGGACUCCCACGAUUUAUCAGAGCACUUGUCAUCUGUCCGUGACGACUUUUUAAAUUUAGAGCAGGUAUCUAAGUCGCCAUCUGACAGGGUAUCUACAUCUAUGCACCAAAUGACGAAAGAAUCUAGUUCAACUACCCUGCCACUGCCCUCCACAAAUACGACAAAUCCAGAGAAGACACUAACAUCCAACCUGCCUGUGGCGUCAAGCACUUCCCAAAACCACAGCUAUGACAUAGAUAGUAAGCAGGCCCUCAUAGAAUCUGCUCAAUCUCUUGGCAGAACAGCCAGUGCUCUGCAGAGACUCCAGGCCAGUGGGGUCUCCCACUCCACGCCAGCAACCUCAUCUCCAAAGGAGUAUAUUGGACGCCGGUUCGACUCUACGCCCGAGACUACUGGUGGCUCUCUUCCUCCUCCCGAAAGCGCGUCAUCAGUGUCCAACCCUAUUGGUACUGUGAUGUCUGGAACCGGAAGCGUAUUGAUUCCCCCGUCUAGCACAACUAACACGGGUGCGACAGGAUCAAGUGCUCGUCCAAAUCUGUAUCUUCCUAGCCUUGGUCAGUCUACUGAGAUGAUUUCCUCUGUGGAAAAUCCCAAUCUUGUACUGAAUAAUAGUACACUAGUUCUAUCCGAUGGCAUAGCAAAUUCCCUAGGACGACGACUUAAUGCCGAGAUGCACACAGAACCGAAGCAUCAUAUUCCCCAGUAUCCUCCUAUGGGCCCUCCAGCCUCCAAUGUUCCUCCAGCCAUUGAUAAAGCAGCAGAUGAACUAGGUGCCAAGCCAGGAGCCACGUCACAAACUAGUAUCAUAUCCGGGUCUGCUGGGGGCUCCGGAACAUCUAAGAGCUCUGGUGGAUCAGGUAGCUCAACAAACACUAUAAAACACUUAUCUCACGGAUUAAGCGAUGAUGCAAAUGGCUUGGGAACCCUAUCAGUUAAUGCGCAUCGAACAAGUACAGAAAGCCCCCCUAGUAAUGGAUUAGAAGCCAGUAGGAUACCUUUGAGCGGAAGCCGCCUCCGAGAGCUUAAGGCGCAGGGAGAAAAGCUUAUCAGGGCUGCAAAUGAAAUCGAGACAGCGUUUGUUCCUCCCUAUCUUAAUCAGGGGUCGUCUACAGGAACCACAGUGAUUGGGCCAAGCAGCCUUGGAAGCACGAGUGCAAAUAAUACGACAUACUCCAGUUAG
Molecule: messenger RNA, 4884 nt
Organism: Giardia duodenalis
Lineage: Eukaryota; Fornicata; Diplomonadida; Hexamitidae
Exons: 1
Coding region: 1-4884 (1627 amino acids)
Source: RefSeq, a predicted model, not a curated record